Molecule: messenger RNA, 1059 nt
Organism: Alternaria postmessia
Lineage: Eukaryota; Fungi; Ascomycota; Dothideomycetes; Pleosporales; Pleosporaceae
Exons: 4
Coding region: 1-1059 (352 amino acids)
Source: RefSeq, a predicted model, not a curated record
AUGGCCGAGAAGAAGCAAACUAUGACAGACGCCAGGUCGACCGAGAUGUUGACAACGAGAAACCCAACCUUUGCGAUACCAGAUGAACAGACUCUUAAUGGGUACCUUGCGACUGGAAGACCAGGUAUCUACAUUAGUCCGAACGAACUCUAUGGAGAGGUCGUGGUCUACCGUAAGGAGGGCGAAAUGACGACACUGGAAUGGACAUCAGGUCAGUCACAUGACCACUUAUAUGCAGUGGACAUCGCCGGCAAACAUGGAAUACGCCUUCCGGGCAUCUUGCUCGUUCCAAGUGAGACCGAAACGAGUCUCACCAUCUUUUGGAAGCAGCCGGGUGGAGAGCAACUUGCCACCUCAUUGGAUCUCAAGCAGUAUGAACUUUCGAACACGGUGAUGGACGACCAACAAGCUCGCGAGAUUGAUCUUCUACAUCUUUCCGAGCGAUCGGAACAACGUGAGCCGGAUAAGACUGGAACCAUUGUCCAGUCGAAUCUGCCAGCACAAGAAACUCGCAAUGCAGGUGAACGCAUACAUGUCACAGCGCGGCGAACCUACUCCGUGCCCUGGGAUCUGACUAUUGACGGAGACUAUAUUGUGCUUCAACGCCUGUCCAGUGUUGAUAUGGCACCUGAAGGCUCUAUCCGGAGGCCCUUACGCCUCACUGAAAAUUCAACCAUUGAAGUUAAACGCUACGAGACGGGCAUGCAUGUAAGCUUUCUCCAGCGCGUGUCAAUCCCCAGAAAAGCUCUCGAUUAUCAUCUUCCAGGCAGUCCUACAAGAGAGUACAUCGAUGAUGUGACUUACUACAUAGUGCAACCGCCUCGAGUCGAACGUGAGCACGACGAUGACGGUACCGAAGGCGAGAACGAGAAUAGAGAGGAUGCAGAUGUCCAGGAACAGAGUAGACAAGACGUAUACUAUGACGCCAAGUCACACCUUUCGGACCUAUCUGGGGAGUUAAAGGUUAGCGAAGAUCCUUGGGAGGUAUUUGCGAAAGCGUUGAAGCGGGUUGUUGAGGCUGCGGGUGGUACAUUCACUUGUCUGGCUGACCAGCAGUAG